GUCACUCCACUCCGUCUUCCUUUUGUAUAUGCUGUAUCUACUUGUAUCUUUCUUGUCGCUCUCUGCUUUGCAUGCACUUUUAUCAGCCAUGAUCUGAUCAACCGGUUUUCUCGGCUUGCCACAAAAUUUAAACCAUUCAUUAACGACUAUCGCGUACUCGUUCAUUAGCCCAUCCUACUACGACAUGACUACUCAGCGACGCCUAUCGCCUCUCUUUUUCGCCCUCUUCCUGGUGUUCUUCUUCUUCAUAGUCUUCCAUACGACUCACCUCACCACAUCGUUACGUCAUGUGCCGACGGUGUUGGGAUUGAGCGUUGAAGAAGAGAUAGAUUCCGAGAAUGUCGUUCCAGAUGUCCACGAGUCUAAGAACAUGCAUACGUUUGCGAAUCCGAACACAGCCUUCGUCCCCGGCACACCGAAAGACCCCAGCGCGGAAUACACAAAGACCCUAGUGAUAGGGCGCAAGAAAGAGGAGAGCACAUAUUGGAUUGAUGUGGAGUUGGAAGACAUUCUAGCACCCAAGGGGCCGCUACGGACUGCAGUCUAUGUAGUGGAUGAUAUGACUACAGAGGGACUGCAUCCUCCGAAAAACAAGGGACAUGAAGCGAUGGUAUAUUUGACAUAUAUCAUUGACAAUUAUUCAAAUCUUUCCGACAUCAGCAUCUUCAUGCACGCACAUCGCUAUGCCUGGCACAACAACGAUAUCAUGGAUCUCGACUCGGCGCAAAUGAUUCGUAAUCUCAACCCCAAUCAUGUUAUCCGCAAUGGCUACAUCAAUCUACGUUGUCACUGGGCUCCUGGUUGUCCAGCAGAUGUCAGUGGCAUCCAUCCCGGAGCUAUGGUCGCCAAUGCUCAAAGACAAGAAGAGAUGAUUAUCGCGGAAGCCUGGAGUGAGAUAUUCCCUCUAGAGCCCAUUCCGCCUACACUUUCGCAACCCUGCUGCGCGCAGUUUGCCCUCAGUAGAGAACGCAUACAGGCUAUUCCUCUGUCGAAAUACAUCUACUACCGAGACUGGCUGCUGAAGACGCCUCUAAACGACAAUCUAUCAGGUCGAGUGUUUGAACAGAUAUGGGUCGUCAUCUUUGGUGGUGUCGCAGUAGACUGUCCGGCUAUGCACACCUGUUACUGCGAUGGCUACGGAUAUUGCUUCGGAGGCGCCGAGAAGUACGACGAGUUCUUCGAUCUACGCUAUAUUCUUAGAGACCAUGAGAAUGAGAUGCACGAGAUUCGCAAGAACGAAGCUCUGAUCAUGGAAGCCAAGUCCCAAGGUCGGGUACCGGAGGACACUGAUGACCUGGUCAUCCCAGAACCAGGACGCGCAGAAUGGAUCCAAGAUCAGAUUGAAUUUCUGCGCAAAGAUCUUGGUCGACGAAGGGCCGAGGCUAAGCAGCGAGGACAAGAUCCUCGGAAUCGAGCUUUGGAGGCAGGAAGGGAUUGGAAAGAAGGAGAUGGAUUUUAGACAGUCACGACUGGGGCUUGGUGUAUUUACGAUUGGGAUAGAGGCAUAGCAUGGGAGAAACCAGCUCCCUGGCGUUAUUUGGGUACUGCAUGGUCUUGCUGUAUAUAUUCGAUAUCUGUAUAAUCAGGCAUAUUCGCGUGUCGAGAUUGACAAAGGCGCAAAUUCAACAAUGAACUCGACCUGGAUUUUGUCAGUCAUGCUGCACGCCGAAGUCUCGAUACAUGACCCAAAGGGGAAGUUGGUCGGUCA
Messenger RNA from Aureobasidium subglaciale EXF-2481, 1708 nucleotides. RefSeq lists its product as uncharacterized. The record is from RefSeq and is a predicted model, not a curated record. The transcript has a single exon. NCBI's taxonomy places the organism in Eukaryota, Fungi, Ascomycota, Dothideomycetes, Dothideales, Saccotheciaceae. The coding region runs from base 185 to 1459 and encodes 424 amino acids.